Monomorium pharaonis (pharaoh ant) is the source of this 4851-nucleotide messenger RNA. RefSeq lists its product as uncharacterized. The transcript has 14 exons. Lineage: Eukaryota; Metazoa; Arthropoda; Insecta; Hymenoptera; Formicidae. Gene Ontology annotation, molecular function: lipid carrier activity. The coding region runs from base 1008 to 4712 and encodes 1234 amino acids. The record is from RefSeq and is a predicted model, not a curated record. Gene Ontology annotation, biological process: lipid transport.
GUUUUUAUCAAACUUUCGGUGAUUAUUUAUGCGAUCAAUGGAAAAAUUGUUCAAUUAUUUUUUCGAUAAUUGCUUGUGAUUAUCGUAAUUAAUCCAGAAACACGUUACAAAAAAAGUCGCCUCAAAGAAAUUAAAUUUGCUACAACACUAAAGUACUAAAACUUUAUCUUCAAUAAUUGAUAAACGAAAAAAUAACCAAAUUGCUUCUUAGGUUCUAUAUUUUACAAAUACAUUAUCUAUUCUUCCUUAUCGUUUCUACGUUAACAACAACGUUUUUAUAUUUAAUAUAAAAUUGCAAUGCUAUUUCUCUAAUAGUGAGUCAAAUUCUAAAAUCAACGCUUUUUUACAUAUAUAUAGCCUGCUUAUUUCGAUCUCGCUAAAGAUCUUUUUAUUGAGUAACCACUAUUUCUCCUGACACUUUUGUCCUCAUUAUUAAUAUCACAUCGUUAUUAAUAUCUUUGUAAAGUUGGCCUCUUGUAAAAUUUAUGCUCUUUUCAAUGCUCUUUAUUCGACUUACAGACUUAUUACUGCUUUUAUCUCAAUAUGCCGACUGUUUGGAAUAAAGUAUUUAACAGUUUCUCUUUUCCGGUGCAUUAUUGAGAGCAGCGAUGCAUGGCGUGUGCAUAAAGAUAAAAUCGUGGAACUCAGAUCUGUGUAAUUUAGGCAGAAAGAGACAGAGAGAAGCAAAAUAUUUUUUCAAUGAAGAAGAAACUGACGGUAAAGAGUGUCAAUCAUGAUUAAUCUGACGUGCAAAUUAUUUUUUAAUAUACAUGCGUGCAUUUUUAAAGUAACAGUUGCAGUGGGGCUUGAUGCCCGAAAGGGGUUAUCUUUAUGAUUACCGGCAUGAUUCUCUUUCUCUUUCUCUCCGUAACGUGUAACACCCUUUCGGCGCGAGGUUAUCGGUUUGUCCGCUUUUUUCGCAUUUUACCGGCAAUUAGAGAAUUUUGCGACCUAUAAAAGCGGGAGAAUCCCGCGUUCCCUACCAGUCUUACAUCAGGGGCCACACUAUGAUGAAUGCCCUUACUGUAUUACUGCUGUGCCUAACGGCCGGGUAUGCGUUACCAGUACACUUUCCUGCUGAGAAAACGGUUAUUUACAAUUACUAUGCCGACGUGAAAACUGGGGUUUUUGAACCAACGCAUUAUAUCUCCCAAUUCAGUCUCGCAGGACAACUUCACAUAACGAAGGAUGUCAGUGAUUCGACUUUAAAUAAUGCCUAUUACGUCAAAUUGAACAACGUAAAGUAUGGCAUGUACAAUGGCAUGGUUACCAUGUCUCAGCCGGCCGAAGUUCUUCAUGAACUCGGAGAAGCCGCACAAGAAAUCCAAGAGCCGUUCAUGAUCGUUUACGACGAAUAUGGCAAGUUCCAAGGCAUCAAAAUGCCGGAAACAGAGAGCGGUUGGUCUAGAAACAUCAAGCAAGCUAUUGCCUCGAUGCUGCAAUUGGAUUUAGCUCAUAUACACAUGGAAACUCCGAUGAAACCGCACGCUUUCAUCACGCAGGAGAACACUAUCCACGGUACCUGCCAAGUCGCCUACGAUGUUCACCCGAAGGUCGCAUCAAAUAUGGAAAACGUCAACGUUUUCAUGGUCACUAAAAUGCACGAUAUGAGGAACUGCAGCCACUUCGUUCAGCGCGUCUUCGAUCACAACGAAUGUGAGAAAUGUCAUAUGGAGCCUGUGGAUGACGUGGUUACUUCCGCCAAUAGAGUCUUCGAGAUCAAGCAGCAGGAUAAUGACAUUCUCAUCAAGCGUCUGGUUGCUCACUCAACUAUCGUUUAUUCCCCUUGGAAUAGCCAAUCUGAUACUCACUAUGUCUCGACUAACACUACUUUGGAUCUGCAUUCCGUAGUACAAAUGACGGAAGUUCCUGUGUUGGCUGUGAAUGUUCAGAAUGUGCCUAUUAUUCGUGACAUUACUUUCAACAAACCGAUAGGAAAUUAUGCUUCCCACGCUGCCGAAGAUCUCACUCAUGGUCGACAUAUUGUGAAAUUGGACACGCUCAUCCCUAAACUUAAGAAGAUGUUGGUCGAAGCUGCUGAUUAUCUCGAAGAAAAUCACUUGGAAGCCAAAGAACCCGAAUGGAAGCACGGGCAAACUAUCAACAGGCUGCAGCACACUAUGAGCUACAUGGAUCUGGGUUCGCUGGAGCAAGUUUACAAUGCCAUUCAGGAUCCAAAGACCCCCAAGGAAGUCACGAUGAAGAAUAUCUUCUUGCGAAUGAUUCCAACUGUGGGCACAGCCGCCGCCAGCUAUUUUGUACGAAAUGUUGUCCGUAAGCAUAAAGUCAACGAAGAUACUGCUGUCGCAAUGUUGAUGAAAUUGCCGAUGCAUGUCAAAGUACCAUCUGAAGGAUUACUUCUGGAAAUGGAAGACCUGUUAAAAUUCGGUAGCACUGUAUCACCGCUUGUCAGAAAGACCAGCAUCCUCUCCUUCUCCAUUUUGAUUCGCAAGACGUUCAUGCAUCAGCAGAGCGAUAUCGUCAAUCCUCUUCUGGAAAGAUAUCUUCACCGUUUCCUCGAUCAUCUUAAGAAUGAACAAUCAUACGAUAUGAAAAUGGUAUAUCUGAUGGCAAUAAAGAACGUACAAGUCGGCAAUAUUGAAAAGCUUUUAGAACCAAUUAUCCGUGGCGAACUUAUGAUAUCCGAGAAUCAUCCAUAUCAUAUUCGCGUUCAAGCAAUCUGGGCCAUCAAGAAGGCAGUCGCCGACAAAGUCGAGUACACUCAUAACUUGCUCUGGCCUAUUCUCGUUGAUGUCAGUCAACCACUACCUAUGAGGCUUGUCGCUUAUGAUGUCUUAAUGAGCCAAAUGCCAAACAUGCAACGUAUGAUGAACAUUUACUGGCUCAUGAAUUCUGAGCGGAACAACCAUCUGUACAACUAUCAUCUUACUACCCUAAAAGGACUAGCUAAUUCCGUUGAUCCUUGUCUUAUGCCAGUUCGCGAAAUGGCCAGGAAGAUUUUACGUUUCACAGCAAUCAGACCAGUCACCACUAUGCUUUCGUCUAAACAGUUUGUUGACUAUACAGAUCCUAUAUACGAAUACGGUGAAUCCCUGAAUAUCGCCUGGGUUCUCGACGAAAUGACCGGUAUGCCACAGGCUGGAUACUUCGAAAAGCACAUCUCGGUCUCCCGUAAAUCCGUCGAUAAAAUUGGCAUCUACUGGAAUGUCUAUGGCCUUGAUGAAAUGAUGAAAGUGGUUAAGAAGGAAUUGGUCGGCACCACAGUAGAAAACCUCAACAACAAGAACGUACAGAACAUUUUACUCCGCGCCGCUCAGGACAUGCCAAUGAAGAAACUCAUUCACGUUGACAUCUGCAUCACGCUGAACGGUCUCGUCAUCAUUACACAACACUUGGAUCAAAACACCUUCAAAAAUAUGUUGAACGAAAUGCAUCAGCUAAAACAGAUAAUGACCGCCAAUUUCCAGGAUAUCUUAUACGAGACUCUUUACGAGAUGCAAGUGCCCACUGAUAUGGGUUUGCAGGGAGUUUUUAGUACUAAGAUACCUCAAUUGUGGUCGCUAAAGUUCAACAACGUUUAUACCGAGGUCAAGAAACCGUCGGUGAAUAUGAAGUUCGAUGUCGACGCUCGCAUCUGGAGGCAUGGCGAAUACGCCAUGUCAAUCUAUAACCCGAUUGUCGACGUUUGGCACUCAAUUCGUCGCGCCACUGUCCAGGACACCGUCGUACCUAUGCAGAUGAGCGUCGGUUACAAUCACGAAGCGAAGAGCCUUAAGAUCAGCAUGCCGAGACUGCCGGUCAAUAAACUAUCAGUUACGGGAAUACGGUCCUACGCGAAAAACCUGGUGACCGUCACCGAGGACGAGCAAGAUGUUCUCAAGACCUGCUGCGCUACCUGCCAUCAUCACACAGUCGUCACCACCGGCGAGAAAAAGAAUCAUCACGUCGCUAUGGAUUCUAAAGAUGUAGGCCUCAAAUACAGCAUGUCAAUCUUCGAUUGCGAGAACGAGAUGACCCCGAUGACUAACGCCCAGGAAUGGCAACGUGUGCUCUCCAUGGAACACAAGAACACCUGGAAUUCGAAGCUCCUUCAUUACGUUAUGGCCAUUCGCCAAAAAAUGAUCAACGAGCAGAUAUCAGCGGAAAUAGGCAACUGUGGAGUACUAUGGAAGAUGGAACCCAGCAUCAUUUAUCCUACAUCGCAUGUCGAUUUGAACGUAAAAAUGAAUAUGGAAGAUACCGAUCGCCUUGAUGAAAAGAUUCACGCUCUUAGCAGCAACAAGAUCAACAUACGCGGUACCCUCGAGGCCAAAGCAGCUUCCACAAACGAGUCCGUCCGCUCGUGGGACAUGAAUAUGAACAUUGACAUGUCUUCGGGACACAUAGUCAACAAUUUCAAACUUCAGAUGAUGAGACAGACUCCAGGAGAGAAGAAUUGGAAGAUUUGCGUAGACGCUCAGAAGACCUACCCGGUCGUCGAAACAGAUCCCUUGAAGAUUGACACCACUAAAGAGGAGACCAACAACAAGAUAACCGUCACAGCAGGAUUUACGGAUGAAGAUAAGUGUGUUCGUGACGAUAUGAUGAUCACGAUGACCAUUAAGGGCGAAAUGACAGAAGAACAGAAGAGGCAUCUGAUGCACGAUAACGUACAUGGUGCUUGCACUAAAGAUGUCCAGAACCCGCAAUUCCAAAUCAAACAAGGUCAUGUUGCCAAAACCAUGAAUUGUGUUCGUGAGAUGUUACAAUAAUACACGACUUUGAAGAAAUACACUGUUAACGCAACGUAUAAGAAGGUGCCUGUACAAGUAUUAUCGUACAUCGCCAUGAUUGAAGAUCACAUUCGCGCGUUGCAUUUGCCGUACGUGAAAUAUAUGGUAGAUCGUGUUA